Molecule: messenger RNA, 836 nt
Organism: Diachasmimorpha longicaudata
Lineage: Eukaryota; Metazoa; Arthropoda; Insecta; Hymenoptera; Braconidae
Product: troponin C, isoallergen Bla g 6.0101-like
Exons: 5
Coding region: 146-607 (153 amino acids)
Cellular component (GO): myosin II complex
Molecular function (GO): calcium ion binding
Source: RefSeq, a predicted model, not a curated record
AACCACGGAAAACGUUUAAAAACGAUGCAUCUCGCCAGUUAACUCCGCAUAUUGCCAACUCCCAUCGGCAACUGUCUCCGCAGUUGAUAAUUACUCUCAUCCGGGUUUUUACCGUCGGGGUAUUUAAUUAAAAUUCACACUCAAUAUGGAUGAAUUGACGAAGGAUCAGAUAGCGUUGCUUAAAAAGGCUUUCGAUGCUUUCGAUCAGGCUAAAAAAGGGUGCAUCGGUACUGAUAUGGUUGGAACCAUUUUGGCUAUGCUUGGAUAUGAAUUGAGCGAAGAAACAUUGGCUGAAAUUAUCGCUGAGGUCGACGAAGAUGGCUCUGGAGAGCUUGAAUUUGAAGAAUUUUGCACCCUCGCUGCCCGAUUUUUGGUUGAAGAAGACACCGAGGCAAUGCAGCAAGAAUUACGCGAGGCCUUUCGUCUUUACGACAAAGAAGGCAAUGGUUACAUAACAACCGAUGUAUUCCGCGAUAUUUUACACGAACUCGACGAUAAAUUAACUAAUGAAGAGUUAGAUCUCAUGAUCGAGGAAAUCGACGCCGAUGGCUCUGGAACCCUUGAUUUUGAUGAAUUCAUGGAAGUUAUGACAGGCGGCGAUGACUGAAUAUUACAAUUAUUCUAGUUCACAACCAGGAAGCAUAAAAAUUUGCACGAAACCGAUGGAAACUUGGAAAGUUUAUAUGACGUUUUCCAUUGCAUUGGAUCGUUACUUCAGAUUUUAUUCUAAAUUAUCAUAAUUUCAUCGAUAUUCCACUCACACACAUGCACACACAUACAUAUAAACGUCGACACAGGGCAGAAACAAGUGGAAAUAAAAUGUAAUUUUCAAGUGA